GAAUUCUCGUUUUCAGGUUCCGCGGCCGAGUUAAUGCAAGAAUAUGAUCGGGCAAUGAAUGCUUAUGAAUCAGCUCUAAGACACAAUUCAUAUUCUAUUCCUGCUUUAUCAAGUAUCGCUGCCCUUUGUCGUGGAAGAGAACAAUUUCCAAAAGCUGUUGAAUAUUUUCAAAGGAUCUUGAAUAUUGAUCAAGCAAAUGGUGAAAUUUGGGGUGCUUUAGGUCAUUGUUAUUUAAUGAUGGAUGACCUUCAGAAAGCAUACGGUGCUUAUCAACAAGCAUUAUUCCAUUUACCCAAUCCAAAGGAACCUAAGCUUUGGUACGGAAUCGGUAUAUUAUACGAUCGUUAUGGUUCACUGGACCAUGCCGAAGAAGCUUUCUCUCAGGUUAUGAGAAUGGAACCUAAAUUUGAAAAGGCCAAUGAGAUCUAUUUUAGGUUGGGAAUCAUAUAUAAACAACAACAGAAGUAUGACCAGAGCUUGGAAUGCUUUAAAUAUAUUUUACAUAAUCCUCCGAGACCUUUGACUGAAGUGGAUAUUUGGUUCCAAAUUGGUCAUGUAUAUGAGCAACAAAAGAACUUUAUGUCUGCUAAGGAAGCUUAUGAACGCGUGUUAACUGAUAACCCAAAUCACGCUAAGGUUCUACAACAGCUUGGGUGGCUUUAUCAUCAACAAAAUGGCACUGAUGCUCAAUCGUGGUAUCUUCUUGGGCGUUGUUAUAUGGCUCAACAAAAGUACAAUAAAGCUUAUGAAGCUUAUCAACAGGCUGU
Racocetra persica is the source of this 767-nucleotide messenger RNA. The record is from the annotation of a GenBank genome assembly. Lineage: Eukaryota; Fungi; Glomeromycota; Glomeromycetes; Diversisporales; Gigasporaceae.